Messenger RNA from Cryphonectria parasitica EP155, 591 nucleotides. Its product is annotated as HET-domain-containing protein. The transcript has 2 exons. The record is from RefSeq and is a predicted model, not a curated record. Lineage: Eukaryota; Fungi; Ascomycota; Sordariomycetes; Diaporthales; Cryphonectriaceae. The annotation marks the transcript as partial.
AUGGCAUUCCAGUACAAGCCGCUGCGAGUUGACGAGAUCCGGCUCCUUCGUCUCCGCGCUGGUCGAAAAGGCAGCCUAUGUUCCUUCGAGAUGGUACAUGUCUCUCUGCGCUCUCACCCGACAUAUGCAGCACUUUCUUACACCUGGGGCCCGCCGGGGGAUACUCACUCAAUACUUCUGAAUGGCACACAUUUUCGCAUCCGUCAAAAUCUGCAUGACGCCCUCGAACAGAUCACAUUGGCCUGGAAGCAGCAUGUUGGGUAUGGUGGAUACCUCUGGGUCGACGCCAUCUGUAUCAAUCAAGACCCUGUCGACACCAAAGCCCUUGACGAACGCGCCGUCCAGGUUGGCCAUAUGACCUCAAUUUACACCCAAGCCUCCAAAGUCCUCGUAUGGCUUGGGCUGCCGGCGAAUGACAUCGACAACAAAAUUGCAUUCCGCCUCAUGAAACGCUUCGAGAAGCGCUACCGGCAGAUAUUCGAUGUUCCCGGCUCGGAAACGUACCGAGGCUGGCUUGGCAUCAUCGCGCUGUGGCAGAAGCCCUGGUGGGUGCGGGCCUGGAUCUACCAAGAGGCCACGAUUCCGGAAAAA